AUGGUUACGUCGCACAAAGCGAUUGUUUUGAAUCCUAAGACUAGCCCACAAUCUCCUGGUAAACACCACCAUGUCAUCUACCUGUCCGAUUCUGACUCCGAUGUUGAAAGUGCACACCCUAGGCAGGGCGUCCGAUUCGCAACAGAUACUCCAAUGUAUAGAGAAGUCACCCCAUCAGCCACUUCUUCACGGCACCCUGGUAGUAUUCAGAAUGCAGGGUAUCAAUAUACUCCACUGUGUGUAAUAAAUGUCACCCCCAAACCCGAAUCUGAAAAGGAAAAUCAAAGUGAACAAAAACAGAAGGUAAGAAGAGACACACCUAGGCCUCGAAAAACUCUAAAUCACCCUCCAAGAGCCCCCGCCAACCUCAAGAGCUUGAAGUUACCAAUAAUCGACAUAGUAGAUGAGGAUGGAGAAAGGAGACAUCGAAGUCAGAAAGACGGAUCAGAGAAUGUGACUCAAAGUGACAAUUGUGUACAUGAGGCACUGGUUAUACCGGGAUUUGUCGCAACCAAAACAGAUGGGAACCAACUUCCCAAAGAGACAGAAUCCGAACUACCGGAGCCACGAGGUGACGCUUUGCCCAUGGCACAGCCACCUAAUACAUCUUUACCCCUUACGCCCACCAUCAUCCAUACUCCUCUUCUCAAUCGUGAUGCUCCCCCCCAUCUACCUCCCAAAUCAAGCGUCAAAAUUCAAGAUGCAGCUUCUGAAGAGGAAGAAGAAGGAAACAGAAGUGAAGAGCGUAUGAGGAAAUGGAAAGAGAAAGAAAAAUGGAAACAAGGUGCGUCCCCAAUACGACCAGCUCACUUCGAUGAAGUACCAAGUUGGAGAAGGCGUUUGGGUGUGGCCAACUCCAGAGGAGAUGUUUCACACUGGGCGUUUCAACCAACUCAAGAAUUGCAACAGGUGAUUCAACAGGCUAACAAAUCAGUUUCUAUUCCUCCCCAACCCUUCACUCUCCAGCUCUAG
Messenger RNA from Marasmius oreades (fairy-ring Marasmius), 972 nucleotides. RefSeq lists its product as uncharacterized. The record is from RefSeq and is a predicted model, not a curated record. Bases 1 to 972 code for a protein of 323 amino acids. NCBI's taxonomy places the organism in Eukaryota, Fungi, Basidiomycota, Agaricomycetes, Agaricales, Marasmiaceae. The transcript has a single exon.